CCCCCUAAAAGGGGGGGAACUUCCUUGCCCUUCUUCUUCAAUGCCGUUCCCAUCGCAAGAUGCUCCGUGGAAGAGAGCCGAGCAGUGGGCAGAGGCUGAGUCCCAGAUAACCAGCGCCUCACAUUUCCCUGGCAUUUCCAUUUGCUGGUGCGCUGCUGUGGCCGCACGCCUGAUUGAUAUAUGACUGCAAUGGCACUUUUCCAUUUGACAUUCUCUCUCUCUCUUUCCCUCUCUCUCUCCGGCUCUCCCUCUCCCUGUGUCGCUUAAACAACAGUCCUAACUUUUGUGUGUUGCAAAUAUAAAAGGCAAGCCAUGUGACAGAGGGACAGAAGAACAAAAGCAUUUGGAAGUAACAGGACCUCUUUCUAGCUCUCAGAAAAGUCUGAGGAGAAGGGAGCCCUGCGUUUCCCCCAAGGUGAGGAAACUGGGGCUGGUACUAUGUAAAUGAGCUGUGCAAGGUCCCCCAGAUAAUGAAUGACAGUGCUAGGGUCCAGCUGUGCAGCAGAUAGAGUGAUGAUGGAUUGCAAGUGCAAAGAGUAAGACAAAACUCUGGCAUACAAAGGACAAUGACAACCAGAAAGCUUCAGCCAGAUCCUGCCCGUUCCUUGGAAGGAACUGGAUCCUAGGAGGUGAAGGCAUUUCUGAUUUUUAGUCCUCUGCCUCCCUCUGCUGUUCCUCUUGAGAAGUUUUUCCUUACAACAAUGAGAAAUCAUGUACUAGCUGCAUCCUUUUCUAUGCUCUCCCUGCUGGCACUAAUGGGAGAUACAGACAGCAAAACGGACAGCUCCUUCAUGAUGGACUCAGACCCUCGGCGUUGCAUGAGGCACCACUAUGUCGAUUCUAUCAGUCACCCACUGUACAAGUGUAGCUCAAAGAUGGUGCUUCUGGCCAGGUGUGAAGGACACUGCAGCCAGGCAUCACGCUCUGAGCCCUUGGUGUCCUUCAGCACUGUCCUCAAGCAGCCCUUCCGCUCUUCCUGUCACUGCUGCCGUCCCCAGACCUCCAAGCUGAAAGCAUUGAGGCUGCGCUGCUCAGGGGGCAUGCGACUCACGGCCACCUACCGGUACAUCCUCUCCUGUCACUGCGAGGAAUGUGGCUCCUGAGACCUGCUGCUGAGUGGCUUUGGGAUGGGACAACCUCCCUCCAUCAGUGAGACAAUUCAAUCAGUCAUGGACAGGCUGGCAAGAAAGAAGUUAAGGCAAAAAAAGAUGCAGCAAUUCCCAUGGGAUUCUGCAUUUUUCAGUAAUAAAGACUCCACAUGCUUGUUGACAGAGAGAGAUACUCUGGGAACCUGUUGUCCAUUCCUGUCUCCUUUCCCUGGUACAAUUUCUUCUGUUUCCUUUUCAGAUUCAGGCAUCUUCCCCUUUGGUGCUGAAUGUUGUUUGGGUUUCCAAAAAUUCAGCAUUAGUGGGAAAAGUGGGCCCCCAGGCAAGAGUGGGUUAGACUGUUACUGUCUGGUGCAGAUUAGAGAAGCAUUCCCUUUGGAAAACAGGAAUGCCCAGUUCUUCCUGGGACAUCAGCUAAUCUUUAUUUAUCUUGUCAUUUGCUCUAAAGUUGCCAUUGCUGCUAACGAUUCUCAAUUUGAAAUUCCAGGCAUCAAGCAUGUCGGUAUGUUUAUUCAAGUUCAAUCACAGCCAGCUGACAUUCAAAUAAUUAAAUAGAUUCUCUUAAACGAUGCUGGGACUCCUGAUAGCUGUAAUUACUAUUCAGAAAUGACUUUUGGACGAUAAAGGUGGCAUAAGGAUUUGUCAUCUGAAGGUUCCCUCAGAUAAAUUAUGGUAAAACUUUGUAAGGGAGCAGACUUUUAAAGACCUGCACAAAUACAGAUUCUGCACUGACUUUGAAAAGGGCAUAAGUGUACUAGUGGCCUGGAGAAUGCACUAUACUCAUGCAUGCAAAUUAGACAACCAAGUAUGAACCUAUUUGUGGGUGUGCUAUAGCUCUAGUCAUGCUGCAGGCAUUUUCUCCAACAUCUACUGGGCCAUAUGAAGCUUGCUGCCAAAAUGGUGGCCUGGCUCAUCUUCUAAACAUUUGGUUUAAAUAUAUUUUGGUCUCUGAGACUCCAAAUUUGAGUCAUUCCCAUGUUGUGAAAUAAAAAGAGAGUAUCAUCAAAAUUC
Pipistrellus kuhlii (Kuhl's pipistrelle) is the source of this 2117-nucleotide messenger RNA. RefSeq names its product norrin cystine knot growth factor NDP (gene NDP). The transcript has 4 exons. Gene Ontology annotation, biological process: Wnt signaling pathway. The record is from RefSeq and is a predicted model, not a curated record. Lineage: Eukaryota; Metazoa; Chordata; Mammalia; Chiroptera; Vespertilionidae. Bases 702 to 1103 code for a protein of 133 amino acids.